Messenger RNA from Camelina sativa (false flax), 914 nucleotides. Its product is annotated as casein kinase II subunit beta-3-like. Gene Ontology annotation, molecular function: protein kinase regulator activity. Gene Ontology annotation, cellular component: cytoplasm; protein kinase CK2 complex. NCBI's taxonomy places the organism in Eukaryota, Viridiplantae, Streptophyta, Magnoliopsida, Brassicales, Brassicaceae. The record is from RefSeq and is a predicted model, not a curated record.
UCGGUAACGAAUCGACGAUGUAUCAAUAAGAAACUAGAGAAGUCUUCAGCUUCCACCAUAUCUAGGGUUCUCACUUCUAAAGACAAAGAUCCUUUUUCAUUCACAUCUACCUCCACUGCUAAAUCUCAGCUUCCCGAUGGUUUGUCGUUUCCUUCAUUCUUUCAUAUAUGUGGCUUUUGUUGUGGUAGUUUGAUUUUGAUUGCAUUGUUCUUAAGUGGAACGGAAGGUGAUGAUACAUCGUGGAUCUCUUGGUUUUGUAAUUUGAGAGGCAAUGAUUUCUUCUGUGAAGUCGAUGAAGAUUAUAUUCAAGAUGAUUUCAAUCUUUGUGGAUUAAGUGGUCAAGUUCCUUACUAUGAUAAUGCUCUUAAUCCCGUUUUAGAUGCCGAAUCUUCCAACAGUGAGAUGUUUACAAAAGAACAAAAUGAAAGGGUGGAAUCAGGUCUUAUUCAUGUCUGUUACAUUUUGACAACUAAAAAGAAUGGCUGCAAUGAUAACAGUAUUAAUUGGAGAAACUGGUUUAGGGAAGAGAGCACUCAGUUGGUUCAGGCCUGGAUGGAUUCUCUCGAUCAGGACUGGCUUCAGUCUGUGCUGAAUAGGCCAGAGCCGAAGUUGACUCUUAUUUAUAAUCCUAGAAAGAAAAAGACUACCACUGCCAUGGGUUGGCCUCUCAGCAGUCGCUGGAAGCUUGUUCUACCCGUAUGGAAGAACUUGACUUGAAUGAGGGAUCUGAUCAGUAUCAGACCACUCGUGACUCUGAUAUAUUUGAUACUCAGGUUAUAUAUUUUCCUUCUUUUCAUAUAUAACCCUUUGCAACUGGAAAAAGAUUUGUCUUCAUCUUUUGUCUCUUAUAACCUAACUUGUAUAUAUGUUAUCAUUUCACAGUGAUCUGAGUUAUUAUGAUGGUGUCUUGUCUA